CCGGCUUCCGUAAACACUAAACAAUAAGGCAUGAAACAAGAACGAGAGACGGGUCUGUCGCCUAAAAUAUAAUACAUUGCUGAAGCAAGGACAGCUGUUAAGUAAUCGAAUACCAGAGAGAAGACAAGCAACGGUAGGGAAAUGUGAUAAAGUAACGCAAGCCCUUGAAACCUGAUGUCACCGGCGCAUUAGUGAUCACGGUCGGCAUACAAUUUGAGUUGAAUUCAAAACUAGUCUGAAAAAAACCUUUAUAGUUUUAAUACCCUAUUCAUUUCUUCUAAUACCAGCUCUAUUAAAACAAAUAUAAAAAGCUAUAGUUUGAGUUUCACUGAGUUUGAGUUUAGUUUGAGUUUGAGUUUCUCCCAAGACUUGACAUUACACCACUGACAGACUGAAACAGAAUGGGGGUCAUGGUAGUGGUGAGCUGCAUCUUGGUAUUCAUCCUGAUGGAUGUUAUUGUCACCACUGUCAUCUACUUACACGGAUCCCAGACUGCAAUAUUCACAGAGGAUGGGCAGAACUUUGACAUUCUCCACUCCGUCCUGGACCUCUGGGGUACUUUGCUGGUCAGAGUCUGCCUUCUGCUGGGGGCCUCCAUAGGCGUGUUAUGGAACAGAGUGGACGGUCCACACAGGGUCUCUGCCCUGGGGACCCUGACUCUCCUCAUCUGCCUGACCAUCAGUACCUAUGCCUUAGCCAAGCUGCUGAUCCUGUCAGAGCAGGGCGAUCUGGCUCACCAACCCUGGUUUCUUAGCCUGUUCUCCUGGACCUGUGUGUCAGCGCUGGGGACCGUGCUCCUCUGGAGGCUCCUGGGAAGGACUCCCAACACUGUUACUGAAGGAGAGGGAGGUGGUGGUGGAGGAGGAGGACAUGGGGGCUCUGAAGAGACUGAGAGGCUGGUGGAGACAGCUGGAGAGAAUGGCACUGAAGAGGUGGAGGAGCAAGGACAGGAGCAUGGGGGGAAGAGGAGGAGGGCUAGCAGGAAAGGGACACAGGACCAGACGGACUCAGGGGCCACAAUGGGACGUCUGCUGUCCUACUGCAGUAAAGACGCUGGGCUGCUCUCGGUUGCCGUCCUCUUCCUCCUCAUCUCUGCUGUGUGUGAGGCCUUCAUCCCCUACUACAUUGGGCAGGCUAUAGAUGGCGUUGUUAUUCACAAAAGUAUGGAGUACUUUACCAAGCCCCUGAUCACCCUUACGGUGUUGGCCUUAGCCAGCUCUAUUGCCGUUGGAGUACGAGGUGGUCUCUUUAGUCUAACAUUUGCCAGACUGAAUCUUCGCCUGCGGAACCUUCUCUUCAGAUCUCUGAUGCGUCAGGAGAUAGGCUUCUUUGAUGCUAACCACACAGGUGACAUCACCUCUCGCCUGUCCUCUGACACUACACAAGUGAGUGACUUGAUCUCACUGAACAUCAACAUGUUCCUAAAGAGUAUGGUGAAGGGCAUAGGGUUCUUCAUCUUCAUGUUCGGGAUUUCCUGGAAGCUGACUCUCGUCACCAUCAUGGGAUUCCCCUUCAUCGCAGUCAUCUCCAAAGUCUAUGGGGAGUACUACAAGAGACUGACCAAAGAGGUUCAGACUGCCCUGGCUCAGGCUAACCAGGUGGCCGAGGAGACCAUUUCAGCCAUGAAGACGGUACGCAGCUUUGCCAAUGAGGAACAGGAGGCUGAUUCCUACUACGGCAGGCUACAGGUCAUGUUUCAGCUGAACAAGAAGCAAGCGUUGGCCUAUGCCCUCUACAUGUGGUCCAGUUGUAUCUCAGAGCUUGUUCUUGAAGUGGCUAUCCUCUUCUAUGGCGGUCACCUGGUCGUUACUGAGCAGAUGAGUGGAGGGGGCCUGAUAUCAUUCAUCUUAUAUGAGCUGGAGCUAGGAGAGUGCCUGGAGAGCAUAGCAUCGGUCUACACGGGUCUCAUGCAGGGAGUGGGAGCAGCUGAGAAGGUAUUUGAGUACAUGGACAGGGAGUCCAAACACCCACAUGAUGGGAAAGAGGUCCCUGAUACCUGCAAAGGACUGGUCGAGUUUAAAGAUGUCACGUUUUCCUACCCAACACGGCCCGAAACAGAAAUUCUAAAGAGUGUGUCCUUCACUUUGCGGCCUGGCGAGGUGACAGCCUUGGUGGGACCAUCAGGCAGUGGGAAAAGCUCCUGUGUGGGGCUCCUAGAGAACUUCUACCCCCCACAACAAGGCCAGGUGCUGCUGGACGGCCGGCAGGUGCACACCUACCAGCAUGACCUCCUCCACUCACAGGUAGCACUUGUGGGCCAGGAGCCUGUCCUGUUUGCCCGUUCUGUAGAGCAGAACAUAACCUAUGGCCUGACUGAUAUCCCUAUGGAGGCUGUGGUGCAGGCAGCCACCAAGGCAAAUGCACAUGACUUCAUCACCGGUCUAACCAAUGGCUAUGAUACAGGAGUGGGUGAGAAGGGGACCCAGUUGUCAGGGGGACAGAAGCAACGGGUGGCCAUCGCAAGGGCACUCAUCCGCAACCCACAUGUUCUGAUCCUGGACGAGGCCACCAGUGCACUGGAUGCAGAGAGCGAACAUGUUGUCCAGCAGGCCCUGAACAACAAAAUGCGUCAGCACACAGUGCUGUUGAUCGCCCACCGCCUCAGCACAGUGGAAAAGGCAAACAACAUCAUAGUUAUCAACCACGGCUGUGUGGUGGAGCAGGGGCCACACAACCAACUCAUGGCCAAGGGGGGCCUGUACUGCAAGCUGGUGCAGAGGCAGGUCCUGGGCAUCGAGACGGGGGCAGAGGUCCUCAACACCCCAGAGAAGCACUCCUGGAAGUCUGAGGGGGGUAGUCAGCGGAGUGGACCUGAUAGCAGCAGUCCCAGUAAGUCUGAAUGUGAAGCACCAUGCUACUGAGAGAGCUUGAGCUCCAUCGGUAGCUAACAUUGACUGACUGACAAUCAUGGACUAAGGAGUACACCAUAUCCAAGGAAUUACAUUACAGUACCCUAGAUUCAUUAAAGGCCAAUAAUAAUAAAACAUAUAUAUUGUGUUUUAUAUAUAUUUCCACGCUAUGCGGUUGGAAUAGUACUGUGAAAUUGUGAAAAUUAUGAUAAUGUCCUUUUAGUGUAAGAGCUGUUUGGAAAGACCUGUUUUGUUGGGAUGGAGUUUUGGCCUCAUUGGUGAAAUCAACAGGCGGUAAAUUAGUUAAAGGUCAAACUCCACCCCUUUCUCAAUUUUCUAUCAAAACAGCUGCAUUGAACCUUUUAAGGGAUUUAAUGGUGUCCAAAACCAUGAAUAAUGCAUAAUUAUUGAAUAAUCAAUGAGUAUUGGGAUUUGGUAGCCAUUUGACCAGCUUUGAUGGACUUGAAUGAGCAACACUUAAAUUAGUUUUCAAUGUUAUUUUUCAUAAAGUCGAUUAUACAGUCUAUGGUUAUCACAGUGGUCUUCGUGUUGAACAUACAUGUAUUUUGAGGUGGAGACAGCUCAAGCCAAAGUUAACAUUGUUGAUUGUAUGACGUACAAAAGAGUAAUAGUAUUGUGAUACUUUAUUUCUUAUGGCAAUACUAGGUGGAAAUGGUAAAGGCAUCUCCGCUUCCAUGUCAACAACUAAGCCUCUCUCUGUUAAUGGGUAAAUGUGUACUGUAUACAGGACAGAGAGGGGCCUUCGCUGGAGACUUUAUUUUUGAAUUAUUUGCAAAUCAAUGGGAAGUGCAUUAUCUUCAAACUAUGACACUAUCAUUGCUGAUUUUGAAUAUAUUACAUUUUAUGUUGAUGCUGUCUGAUUCUUGAUUUUGCACAAUUAAACAUCAAUUUACUGAUUGAACUAA
Messenger RNA from Oncorhynchus nerka (sockeye salmon), 3775 nucleotides. Its product is annotated as ABC-type oligopeptide transporter ABCB9-like. The record is from RefSeq and is a predicted model, not a curated record. The transcript is spliced from 11 exons. Bases 402 to 2861 code for a protein of 819 amino acids. Gene Ontology annotation, molecular function: ABC-type oligopeptide transporter activity; ATP binding; ATP hydrolysis activity. Lineage: Eukaryota; Metazoa; Chordata; Actinopteri; Salmoniformes; Salmonidae. Gene Ontology annotation, biological process: oligopeptide export from mitochondrion. Gene Ontology annotation, cellular component: mitochondrial inner membrane.